UAUGGGGGAAAAUCUUACAGGUCGUGGUUCUGCAGCCAAAAAAAAUAGAACCUUGCAUAAUUUUGCAGUAGAGAGCAGGUACAAAAACCGAUCGGAAAUCUCUUCGGGAUCUCGAUGGGCUCGGGGACGACCGUCGUUAAUUAGAAAAGAGCAGAGCUAUCAUAAAGAAGCCAGAGAGGAUUUAAAAUGCAACGAAUCGACUUUCGUCAUUAAAGCAGAAUAUACGAAUUACGCUGGAAAACAUUGGAUAAGCCAGGCAAACGUUCAAGCAAGCGUCAUAGAAUCUAGUCAAUAUGAAGAACAAUUGAAAAAUGAUGAUAAAUGGACUUUUGACGUGAUAGCACUUGAAAGAGUAACAAAGAAAAGGCCCCUAUUACACGCAGGUUUAAAGAUACUUCGACGCUUUAACGUCAUGGAAUUUUUAGAUAUAGAUGACAUAAUAAUGUGUAGUUGGUUAGCAUUAAUUGAAGAUAAUUAUCAUUCAUCGAAUACCUAUCACAACUCCUCGCACGCGACUGAUGUUCUUCAAGCUGCAGCCUACUUCUUAGCAAAGGAUAAACUUAGGGAUUCCAUGGAGGUUAUUGAGCAGGUUUCAAUUUUAGUGGCGGCUAUCGUCCACGAUAUAGACCAUCCGGGUCGCACAAACUCGUUUAUUACUAAUUCGAAUGGCUAUUUAGCAGUUUUAUAUAAUGAUAUAUCGGUACUAGAAAGCCAUCACGCCAGCUUAGCUUUCAGAUUAACGAGGAAGAGCGAUUGCGUAAACAUCUUUCAAAAUGUGCAAAGGGACCAAUAUCGCUCAAUUAGAGAAAAGAUUAUUGAUGCCGUUCUAGCUACGGACAUGACAAAACAUUUCGAUCACGUUUCAAAAUUCGUUAGUAGUUUUAACGACAGUGCUAAGCCCUGCUUGGAAAGUGCCGACAGCCGGAAAUUGGUAUCUAGAAUGCUGAUAAAAUGCGCUGAUAUAUCAAAUCCUCUAAGAAGUAGGAAUCUAUGCAUAGAGUGGGCUAAGAGGAUUAGCGAGGAAUACUUCGAGCAAACAGAAGAUGAAAAAGAAAAAGGCUUACCAGUUAUGAUGGCUAUUUUUGAUAGGAAUUGUUGCAAUUUGGGAAAAGCACAAACCGGCUUUAUUGACUUUAUAAUUAGGGACAUGUUUUCUGCAUGGGAUGAAGUUAUACCAAUUCCGGAAUUAAUAACGAAUCUAGAAGAUAAUUAUAAAUUUUGGAAGGACGAAGAAGAAAGAAUAGAAGAAGAGAGAGCUCAAGCGGAUGAAACGAACUGA
Dimorphilus gyrociliatus is the source of this 1279-nucleotide messenger RNA. The record is from the annotation of a GenBank genome assembly. Lineage: Eukaryota; Metazoa; Annelida; Polychaeta; Dinophilidae.